AUGCCGACUACUUUGACGUACGUGCACACGCCGCAGAAGCUUUCUUACAGCCAGGCUUUGCGGGUGGAGCAGGAGGAGCCUACCCUUGUAACGCCACCGAAAGACCAGUGGCAACAUCGCCAGCGGCAGAUGCCCGCACAGGACGAGCAGAUGAGGCAUCACCCGAGAAGUUUGCUUCAGAUGCCUGGAGACGGAAAAGUUCCAACAGCAAGGCAGGCACACAAGUCAUUCACUCGCAACCAAGUUGAGGAGGCCCUUCGGGAUGUUCGCAUUCUCUCGCCUGGUGGUGAUGCCACGGCUUGGUCCUGGAAGGAGCUACCUGAGCAAGUGCGCAACGCCUUGCGUUUCUUGCGAGGGCUGUCAGCCCUCCCCCACAGUAUUGGGACCAGGCCGUUUCUGCCAGCCACUUGGCCAGAAGCCAAGCCUACAUUGGUUUUGGACUUGGACGAGACCCUGGUUCACUGUUGUCGUGGUUCUUCUCCUAUUGGCUUGACUAGAGCACCUGACCUGCUGGUGGAGUUCGACGAUGCUGCUGGUACUGGGCGUGUUUAUUUCCGACCUUUUGCGCAGAUCUUUCUCGAGGUGAUCUCGAGGUUCUUCGAGGUCGUGGUCUUCACGGCCUCCCAGCAAUCCUACGCAGACCAGGUCGUCGAUGCUCUGGACCCACGGCGUGUUUUCGUCUCGCAUCGGCUCUACCGGCAGCAUUGUACGGAGUUUCAUGGCGCCUUCUUUAAGGAGCUGGGCCUGCUUGGCAGAUCGCUGUCCAAGUGCGUGCUGAUCGACAACUCACCUGUGUCGGUUGUAUGCAACACCGAGAACAGCGUCUUGAUUCGCAGUUGGUACGGUGACAUGGCAGACCAGGAGCUCCUGGCCCUUCGAGAAGUGCUGGAGGACAUGCGACAUUCCUUAACUCGAGGCAUUGGCUUUGACAGGUAUUUAUCAAAGCCUCAAGCCCUCCACGACUUUCUGCAGGUGCCCUUGGCGGUGCCGCUGGAUUCCUUCGACUGGCAUGGCCAUUCGGGUCCAGGAGACUCCAUACCAGUGAAAGGCCGCUGUGAAGGAGUAGUAUCCUGA
Molecule: messenger RNA, 1074 nt
Organism: Symbiodinium natans
Lineage: Eukaryota; Dinophyceae; Suessiales; Symbiodiniaceae
Source: the annotation of a GenBank genome assembly